This is a messenger RNA of Trichoderma aggressivum f. europaeum, 357 nucleotides long. RefSeq lists its product as uncharacterized. The record is from RefSeq and is a predicted model, not a curated record. Lineage: Eukaryota; Fungi; Ascomycota; Sordariomycetes; Hypocreales; Hypocreaceae. The coding region runs from base 1 to 357 and encodes 118 amino acids. Gene Ontology annotation, cellular component: mitochondrial small ribosomal subunit; ribosome. Gene Ontology annotation, molecular function: small ribosomal subunit rRNA binding; structural constituent of ribosome. Gene Ontology annotation, biological process: translation. The transcript is spliced from 3 exons.
AUGCUCUACGAACUCGUUGCCAUUGUCCGGCCGGGCAGCCUCACCGAGGUAAAAGAAAUCGCCCAAACCGUCGGCUCCCUCGUCCUCAAAAACGGCGGCGUCAUCCGCGGCCUCUCCAACUGGGGCGUCUUCUCCCUCCCCAAGCCAAUCUCCAUCCACCAGAUGAAGCACACCCACGGCCACUACUUCGUCAUGCGCUACGACUCCUCCCCCCGAGUCCACCACGACGUCCGCUCAACUCUACGCCUCGAGCCGCGCAUGAUCCGCGCCGCCCACGUCAAGCUCGGCGACGGCAAGCUCGAGACGGUAUCGAGGUUCGGCCCGCCUAAAUGGAGGACCCAGGGCAGCGAGGCGUAG